AUGGAAUCCCUGAAGCACCAAGCAGCGCUUUCCGCCUACGCCGCUGCGCCAGCUUCCGCUUUUCUUCCCCAAGCCACUUCGCGUGCGCGUCCCCCCGCGCUUCUCCGAAUUCCCCGAGUCUCUCCGCGCCAUACAGCGCGGAUAAUUGCUUCUGGGAGUCAGAAAAAGCUGCUCGCGCAUUUUCCGCUGCUUUCCCUUUCCCCCACUCUUUCCCCACUCCGCGGCGUUUCUGCGCUGUCCUUCCCAUCCCCCGCGACUCACGCGCCGCUAAGCAGAGGCGCGCCCGGAAGGGGAGCAACUGCGCGUGCGCAAGCAGUAACCGACGGUGGGGAUUCGGUGGGAGAUGGCGCACCGGUGGAGCGAACGGCUGCGAUCGGGAGACUGGCAGCCGUGCGGCGGGACGCGAGCGGCGCGAGGAGGGGAGUUUGGAGGAGAGAAGAGGGGCAGGGGCGCGGGGGUGGCCCUGAGGUGCGGGGGAGGGAGGAUGAAGGAAGGCGGAAGACUGCGGAUGGUGGUACAGGCGCGGGGAUAAGAACGUUGGCAGCGGGUGCAGGGGGGGGAAGCGGGGAAAGGGGUGCAAGGGGGCCAGGCGGAACAGGGGCAGUAGGGGGGACAGGGGGAACAGGGGCAGCAGGGGGGACAGGCGGAACAGGGGCAGCAGGGGGGACAGGGGGAACAGGGGCAGCAGGGGGGACAGGCGGAACAGGGGCAGCAGGGGGGACAGGCGGAACAGGGGCAGCAGGGGGGACAGGGGGAACAGGGGCAGCAGGGGGGACAGGGGGAACAGGGGCAGCAGGGGGGACAGGCGGAACAGGGGCAGCAGGGGGGACAGGGGGAACAGGGGCAGCAGGGGGGACAGGCGGAACAGGGGCAGCAGCGGGGACAGGGGGAACAGACGCAGCAGGGGCAUGGGCGGAGGCAGGGACGAGCGAUGCCAGAAGCUUCCGAGAUGUUGCCGCCCACUUUCGACCCUCGAUGCUUUUCCCUCGCCAUUACCUCUGGCAGGUGCAAGCGGUGCUGCUCACUCACUCCCAACGGGUGCAAGCGGUGCUGCUCACUCUCUCUCUCUCAACCGCCUGGGAUGAAGCAAUUUUUGAGUCGACUAAGAAAAUCAACCCCCGGCACCUUCCCCUCUCUAUUGCCUCUGUCAGAAAUCAGCUCACUUGCAACUGGCUUAGGAGCGACCACAGGCACUUUCAUGCCGUGGUGAAGAGGCUAGGGGUGAUCGGCCAGGGCGAAGCAGCGUGGAAGCUUCUCCAGUGCCUAGAAAACGACACGUGGGAAGCUGAAGCAGCAGCGGGAGAAAGAGCAGCAGAAGGAGCGGCAGAGAGAGCAACAGCCGAUGCAGCAGCAAAGGAAAGACACAUCACAGCAUACAACGCAGUGCUAUUCGCCCUGUGUGAAGCCGGCAGGGUGCGAGAGGCAGAGGGGAUGGUGCAGGCACUGCUGAAAAGGGGGAGAGUGUGGGAGGGACGGGAAGGAGCAGGGGGACACACGACACCGGCUGGUGUGCUUGGUGAUAGUAAAGAGCAAGUAGAUCUCUCAGGAGGAGCAGAAGGAGGAGGGAGGGUUGUGAAAUUGGAUGUGAGACCAGAUGUGUUUUCAUUCACUGUGCUGCUGGGGGCGUAUGCGAGGGCAGGGGAUUGGAGGAUGGCGGAGGUGGCAUGGGGUGAUAUGGAGGCUUGUGGAGUGGAGGGAAGUGACGUGGCUGCAUGCAAGCUCAUAUCGGCCUACAAGAACGGAGGGCAGUGGAAGAAAGCUGUUGACUUUCUUGAAUCGUUCGACUGGCAGCUCGAUGGCAGCAACAGCGACAGCAGUAGUAGUAGCAGAAGUAGCAGCAGCAGCAGCAGCAGCAAGGCGGGGCUCAAUGGGGGGCCUGGAGCGAAGGGAGAGUGGUUAGAUGAUGAAGGAGACGAGGAUGAGGAUGGGAACGAGGGUGACGAGGUGGGGGGCUGUGGUGAUGACUCGGACAAAAGGCAGCCAGUCGUUGACCCCACCAUUCAGAAGAGGCGCAAGGGGAUUGAGGAGCGUGAAGGGCGCGAGGGGAUUGAGGAGCGUGAAGGGCGCGAGGGGAUUGAGGAGCGUGAAGGGCGCGAGGGGAUUGAGGAGCGUGAAGGGCGCGAGGUGCCGUCCAGUGGCAGUGCGUUGGAGUUUGCAAGUGUGACGGCGAUGAGAGCAGCAGCAGCAGGCAGGGCGCCGUGGGCUGUUGUGAAAGGGGUGUUCCGCUAUUUGCGGGAUAAGAUGGGCGCACACCGGGUGUCGCUAGUGUCUCCAACGAGUGUCUCCAACGAGUGUCUUCAACGAGUGUCUCCACGUGCCCCAGCUUGUGGUGCCUCCUCCUCCCCUCCCAUUGCUGCCACUAAUGUAAGGGCGUCCAACGAGUGCCACCGUUACUAUCUCCACGUGUGCCAGCUUGUGGUGCCUCCUCCUCCCCUCCCAUUGCCACUACUGCUAUUUGAGAGUCCUCAACAACCAAUAAAAACCGCCCCUCCUUCCCCACCCAAUGCCUGCAUGUACGGGCGUUCAACGAGUGUCUCCACGUGUGCCAGCUGGCGCUGCCGCCAUCUCACCUCCCAUCACUCCCUCAUCUUUCCGUGCCAUUGCCCCUACUGCCGCAAUGACCCCCCCUGUUGGUACCCGCAGCUCCGGGCAUUCAACGAGUAUCUCCACGUGUGCCAGCUGGCGCUGCCGCCCGCAGCCGCCCUCCCUGAGAUGAUUGCCGGGCUCAGGUGGAUGGCGCAGGCCGGCACUGUUCAUGAUGGUGGUGGUAGUAACGGUGGCGCUGUUCAUGGUGGUGCGCCGCACAUACUGCCGGACGCCGCCACCCUCAACACGCUGAUGCCGGCAAUGAGACGAGCCGACCGGGCGGCAGCAGGAUUACUGCUGUAUGAGUUGCUGGUGGGGGGAGGGGAGGACGGAAGGGAAGAUGGGAAGAUGUUGGUGAUAGUGGGGGAGGGGGGAGGAAAUGAAGAGGGUAGAGGGGAGAGGGAAGGGAGGAGGAGUGGUGGGUUGACUUGUUUGACUUUGUCAGACUGGGCUGAACUCGGGCUAACAGGCAGGAUGCAGUUGCUGGAGAGACAGCUUCGAGGGAUGGAAGAGAGGAAGGAGAUGAGGGAGAGGAGGGAGGAGAAGGAGAAUGGGGAGAAGAGGGAGAGGAGGGGAGCGAAGGAAGGAAAGCAGGCUCGCAUGGGGAGCGAGGAGGAGGGGGAGAGGGGAGUGAGGGAGCUGCUAGGCUUGCUGGAAGCAGCUCGAGGGGUGAAUCGUGAGUCAGUGCGAAAGGAUCGAACGAAUACGGCUCAAGGAGGUGCUUAUAACGGGGCUCUGCUGGAAGGCGUCGACUGGCAAAUGAAGGUGCUGGUGGAGCCGGACUGUGUGACUGUAACGGAAGUGAUUCUAGCAAAGGUGGCGCUAGGGAAUGAUGAAGAAGCGUUGGAGGUGUUUUGGGAGGCUGUGGGGGGGAGGGAGGGGCGGAUGGGUGGAGGAGGAGGGGGAAGGGGAAGCAGGAGCAAGAAGGGAGGCAGGGUUGAUUCACCCAAAGUUACUUCUCAGUCAACACAAUCGCAGUCAACUCAGUCAACUCGGUCAUUGCCUUCCCAGUCAAUUAAGUCAACGCCUUUCCAGUCCACUCAGUCAACCAGGAGGCCACUCAAAGCGGAUGCACACAUGUGCAGCGCUGCUCUGAGUGCGUGCAGGCGACGAGGGCUGUGGUGGGAGGCUGACAACGUGUGGGCUUUCAUGGAAAGAAGAGGCAUCCGCCCCACACCAGCGUGCCUGACAGGCCUGGUGGCAGUGAUGGCACGGGCGGGGAGGAGCGAGCGGGCAGAGCAAGUGACAGAGCGCGCAGUGGCAUCCGGAAUUGUGCUGCAGCAGCAGACAGCCAACGCUCUCCUGGACGCUCUGGCGUCCACAGGGGAUGUGCGCCGCACUGCUGCCCUCUUCUCCCGCCUCUUCCUACCUCCCUUCCCCUCCUCUCCCUCUCCUACUGCGCGAGGCAAGGGGCGGCUGAAGGCCGGCCUGCAGGCGGACACGUUCUCCUUCAACGCUCUGCUGAAAGCCCAUGCCAGACGACUACAGGCGGUGGGAUCGGGGCAAUCAGUGCAGAUGAUGCAGUCAGUGCAGUCUAUGGUGAUGCUGGGCGCACCCAGGGACAGAAGAGUGGAGAAUGGACCUGGAAACAGCAAGGGGGACAUUAAGGAUAGAAGCAGUGCCAACAGCAGUGAUGGCAGCAGCGAAACCGGCAGCAGGAGCAGCCGCAGCAGCAGCAGCAAUGGCAGGGCGAAGAAGGCAGGUUCUCCUGGGGGAGGUGUGGUGCUCACCCUCUAUCCCCUGCGCAGGCCCAGCCCCCGAACCUCCAGCCAAGGUUCGGAAACAGAGUCUGGUUCGAAAAUCAGCCCUCCCAUUCUGGACCCAAGUUCAGACACUGUCAGCAUGGCCAUGGGUUCGGGUUCAGGUUCGGAUUCAGGUCCAGACUUGGAGGCUGCUGCUGCAGGUUUGGAGGCCGCAGGUUCAGAGGCCGUCAUCUUAGGCUCGGAGGCUGCAGGUUCGGAGGCCGUUACAUUAGGCUCGGGGGCUGCAGGUUUGGAGGCCGUUCGAUCAGGAUCGAAGUUAGCAUCUAUGGAGGGAUACGGUUGGAAGAAGGGGGGAUUCAGCAAUAUGAAUUCAAGCCCCUUGAACGAACAGCAAGGAAGGGUGGUUUCGGGCAGUGCCACUGAGGGAAUGUGGAGUGGGAGUGAUAAGAACGGGUGGGCAGUGCAAGGCCCGGUGGAGGUGUUUGGAGCGAUGCAGAGGAUGCAAGUUCCUAUCGACGAAUUCACCAUCUCGCUAUACGCACCCUCACUAGAAGCACUGAGAGAUGCUGACGAGGCAUCAUCCCUCCUCAAUACAAUCACAUCUCACGGCUAUCACAGCAGCCGAUUCUUCCCCCUCUGGUGCUCCCACAUCGUGGGGGCGUGUGUGGGGCGCGGGGGAGAGGGGGAGGUGGGGAGGGAGGACGUGCGGAGGGGCAUGGAUGUGUAUGGGAGGAUGAGGAGGAUAGAGAGGGAGGAGGAUGGGGCGUUGGAGAAAGUAAUAUGGACUCUGCUGCGAGCUUGUGAGGAGGUGGGUCUGUGGCAAGAAGCGAAGCAUCUGCUAGAGGACUACCGGUCCCUCAGGCAGGCCCUGCAGGCCAAAACGUCUGCUACUUACCAAGGCCCCAUGGAGCUUCUAAUCUUUGACGACGGCCCGAGCACCGACCAAUCACGGGCCAUCCUUGAGGCAAAUCGCUCCGUGCUUGCCGCCCGUGGCAUCGCCUUGAAGAUCGUUGACAAGCAGACCGAUGCUGCCGCCCGGAAGGAACGGACGGGUGCCGCCGCCCUUGACAAGCGAACAGAUGCCACCACAGUUGAUAGCUGCCAUGAUGAUGAAGAAAGCACGGAGAACUGUCAACACACUGACAACAGGAGCUGUGGGGGUGAUGCUGGUUGUGGGGGCAGUGGUCAUAAUGGGAGCGAUGAUUAUGAUGGAAGUGGUGGUUACAAUGGGGUUGGUGGCUCGUCAAAUAGAAUCUCUGAAGCCAGUGGUAUUCCUGACAGCAGAAGCACCGCAGACGGUUCCAGUGAGGGGGGGCAACAAAGGACCCGGCCAAGGGGGUGUGGGUUUGGGCGCAACCGAGCCAUCGAGCACAGCCGGGGGGAGUUCUUGUGCUUUGCCGAUGGGGUGGGUUCUAAUUUCGUUCGCCUGCCAGUCUAUGCCACGCCAAGACUCACAGCAUGGGUCAACUCCCUCUCCCACCCACAGCUGUACCUGAAGCAGCAGCAGAAGCAGGUGGGUUCCAAUUUUGUUCGUCUGCCAGCGGAUGCCACGCCGAGACUAACAGCGUGGGUUAACUCCCUUUCCCAGACGCAGCUGUACCUGCAGCAGCUGGUGGAAACCACCCUCAUCGCCCCCACCUGGUUCUGCUCCCGGCACGUAUUCAAUGCUUCAGGUCCCUUUGAUGAGAGCGGGCCGGGCACGCCAGACGACCUCAUGUUCUUCCACCAGCACUUGGGCACCGGGGGCUGGCUAGGCAAGGUGAGAACGAGGGGAGGGUGGUUGGGAAACGAGACACCAGGAAUCCUCCAUGUGCCUUGGGGAUUCCAGCAGGUCCCUUCCAUGAGAUUGAGCACACCAGACGAUCUCAUGUUCAUCCACCAGCACUUGGUCAACGGGGGCUGGCUGGGCAAGGUGAGCGUGAAUGGGGGUGAGGUGGGAUGUGACGCACCUAGGCAGGUCUUCUAUGAGUCUUGCACGCACGGUCUAACAGGUCCCUUUGAUGAGAGCGGGCCUGGCACGCCAGACGACCUCGUGUUCUUCCACCAGCACUUGGGCAACGGGAGCUGGCUGGGCAAGGUGGGCGCGGCCGUUCGUCUUGCAUGUGAAGAAACGUUGCCCUGGGUUCUCUGA
Messenger RNA from Closterium sp. Naga37s-1, 6420 nucleotides. The record is from the annotation of a GenBank genome assembly. NCBI's taxonomy places the organism in Eukaryota, Viridiplantae, Streptophyta, Zygnematophyceae, Desmidiales, Closteriaceae.